Podarcis lilfordi (Lilford's wall lizard) is the source of this 35641-nucleotide messenger RNA. The record is from the annotation of a GenBank genome assembly. NCBI's taxonomy places the organism in Eukaryota, Metazoa, Chordata, Lepidosauria, Squamata, Lacertidae.
GCGGGUUCAUUUCCGCUUCGCUUAUUCCUUCGGAAAUGGCUGUUGCUGCUGCCGCCGCCGCCGCUAAGCCUUGAGGGAUCAAGGAAGGAAGGAGGAGGAGGAGGCCGCUAUGGGUCGCGAGUCCAGGUGAGCCGGGAGGCCUUUGCGGGAGCCCGCGUUGGCCUUUCCGCAAGGGACAAAAGUGGCCGGCCCCUCGGGGAGGCCCUUCGUGGGUUAGGGGGAGCCGCGCGGGAGGAAGGCCGCUCGGGGGUCGCGAGGUUCUCCACGAACUUCUCGCCGUCGGGAGUGUUGCAACUGCCAAACGGGCCGGGACUUUAUUUCAGGCACUUUCAUAGAGUCCGUCAUUAUUUUUCCAUAUUAUAGUGAUUUACAACUUUAGACGGGGCAUCAUCAGGGCAGUUUUUCGCUCCGCUUCUCUGUUAUGUGCUUGAGGCGGCUGAUGGCCAUCCUUUUUUCCCAGCCCACCCCUGGACAGGAAUGUUUCUGUCCCUGUUUUUGAACCCACCUCAUCACCAGGCCAAGGGUCGAUAACAGUAGCUUCAACAACCCAACAGAAGGGUGUUCUAAAUAUGAAUUUCAUCCAGAAAGGGCAAUACCACAUAUUUCCCGUGCAAAGGUUGGAUUAAUUUUGAUGUUCAUGAGAUCAGUUCUACUCAAUUGUAAUUAAAUAUGCAAAAUGAUACCUCCUCUCUGCUUACUGAUUUCUAAUUUGUUGCUGCUUCUCACCUGUACCAGGCCAUUAGUUAUCCAGACUGGUCAUAAUCCUCUGUAAAUUGGGAUGACCUGUGCUUAUGAACAGCAAACUCGAUGUGACUGUUGUGAGAGAGGUUCUAGCAGACCAAGAACGUAGACUUUAAGAGUACACAAUCAUCAUCAUCAUCAUCAUCAUCAUCAUCAUCUAUUAUUUCUACCCCUCCUAUCUGGCUGGGUUUCCCCAGCCGCUCUGGGCUGCUUCCAACAAAAAAUUAAAAAUACAUGAAAACAUCAGUCAUUAAAAACUUCCCUAAACAGGGCUGCCUUCAGAUGUCUUCUAAAUGUCAUAUAGUUGUUUAUUUCUUUGACAUCUGAUGGGAGGGUGUUCCACAGGGUGGGCGCCACCACUGAGAAGGCCCUCUGGCAAGGUCAACUUUGUUCUUUUUUAAAAGUUCAGUAUGUCAUUAGCUGCUACUGUGUUACUGCUGUUAAUCAAUAUUGGGAUGAAACAGAUUUGCAGCACAGGUUUAUGGUAGCUAGGCUAAACCGAGGCUAGCAAUGAAUGGUUGUAGCAUACCUGAUCCAAAAUAAUUUGUAGAGAGAGACUUAAUAGUGACUUGGCAGAUUACGUAUUUUUAUUUUUUCUUGGUUAUAUCUCAUUCUUAUUUUAGGAAGCUCAGGGCAACUUUUGUGGGGCUCACAGUAGUCUGUCAGGCACUGAUCUAACCCAUCCCUGCUUAACAUCAUUACAUCCUUGGAGGCUCUCGGACUGUUCACUGAACCAGUAACAAUAACACAAGGCUGCUUCUUAUGAUUUUUGUUGUAGUACAUGGACACGAAUUCAGUGUUGUACUAUGACAAAUGUUCCAUCUGCACAACCAUCACCAGACAGAAUGAUCUCCCUUCUUUCACCUGCACACUGUUCUGAAGGUUCUCCUGAAUCCCCUUAAGCUAAUUGGGGGGUGGGUGCAGGGGGAAGCCUCAUUAGGUCAAUCCCACUCCGUAGUUUAAAAUGCACAUUAUCCAACAGGUAUGAAUUGUGCAUGUGUGUGUUUUUAACUGUGUUCCAUACUAAAAAUACAUACAACCAGGUGAUUGUGUCUCUACCUGCAUGUAUGUUGAAAUGAAAUAGUGUGUGUAUAUGUAUAUGUAUAUGUUUUAAUGCACAAUGUGUGUAUUUUGUGCUUGGGAAUUCAUAGCUGUUUACUGACAAUUCUUACAAUAUUUGGACCUCUGUCUUUUCCAACAUCCCUAUGGUUUGCCCUGGAAAUUAUUAAUACUGUUGGAACAACUUCUACAGAUUGGUUGUCUUGUACAGGUGAAGCCUGGCCUCAAGGCAAAUGGAUUCCCAUAUUAGCCAUUUGUUAAAAGCCAAUGUAAUGCUUCUUGGACAAAAUGGAAGAAAACUCUUGACUGGCUUGGAACAUGGUUUGAAGACUUCUAUAAUAAGCUUGUAAUGACUUUCGCAGUAACACAUGGUUUCAUGACAUUAGGGAAAAUCCCAGUAUUGCAUGGCAUGAGUCUGGACCAUUUAUGUCACAUAGUGUGAAAGGUUUCAUGCUGGUUUAGUAGAAGGUUUCACCUUGCUUAUCUUAAUCUCUCUCAUUUCCUUAGAUCAACAAAGCAACAGGUGUCCAAACAAAAACAGUGAGUUACCCUAUUUAAAAUAAUAGUUUUUUAUCUCACACUUUCUAAGCUCAGAUGUACUAUGUUAAUGAUUGUGUUAGUAAAGUUCUCAUACUUUUUCUGUAUAUCUGUAUGGGGCCCAAUUUGGAUAUUCACAGGGCCCCUAUUCUUUUCUAAUAUCUGUGGGUUCUUCCUGCUCAAGAUGAAGUGCAUUUGUUGCAAAGGAAGUAAACAGUGCUGGGACCUGUCGGUUUUUCAUAGUACUACAAGAUACCGUUCUUUAAUUUUUCUAUAUUUUCAGUUCCACAAAAGGUUUUAGCAAGAUAUUUAUUUAGGUUGCAGUGUUUUAAGUAAUACUUUACUCUUUUCACCCUAUGUUUGAUUUUCUUGGUAUGGUUUGCUUAGCAGCCUUAGCUGUGUUAUAGGGUGCUAGUGGCUCUCUUGAGAAUGUUUGGCAUGUAUUUUAGUUAUUAACUCAAUACUUCUAAUUUAUGAUAUAUGGUAGAGGAAAAGUGCAAUUCUUAACAUUUUGGGCAUAAAAAUACUACUGUUUCUACUGCAUUAUUUCUAUCCACCCCAUCUCAAAAUUAAAACAGAAGGCAAUGCUGACAUAAAUGGCUUUCCCAUUGUAAUUUAGGGGCUGAGUAUACAAUUAUCCAGAGAUUGGAUUGCUUGAUCAAGCUGCCAACAAAUGGAUAAUGUUAUCUUCUGUCCUAAUUUAUAAUCUACAGGACAUUACAGCCCUAGAAAUUAACAGUGUUAAUAGUUAGUUGCCUGGAAAUGGUUCAAAGGAUGUUAGUUUAUCAUUUAUUUUUGCUUUUACUCACUGUUUUAUUAACUCCUAAACUGCUUUCCUUCUAUUAUUGUUAUGCUUCUUUGCCUUGAGCCAUGCUUCCAUUUGAAAAGGAAAUACUUUAAAUACAAAAUAAUAGAGCUCGAAUAACCAAAAUGACAUUGUCAGCCCCUCUUAUGAGUUCUGAAUUUUAUCUUAUUUACCAUAUUUUUCCAUGUAUAAGAUGACCCCUAUUUUUUGAGGCUCCAAAUUGAGGAAAUGGGGGGGGGGGUAUUGCCCAGACUUGUUGAGCUUUUUUGGGGGGGGGGGAUUAUCAACAAUCGCUCACCUGCCUGUAAAAGUGAUUAGACUAAGAGAGACUGGCCCAUGCAUGGUUGAGUGGGAUUUGUAGCUGUGCCUCCUCAGUCCUUGUCCAGCAUGUGAAGAUAAGUCAAGAGCUAAUUUUUAACCUUUUUAAAAGCUCUAAAGAUUGUAUUCUUUGAAAACAUCUGUGAUUGUGUACGCUAAACUCCAAUUUUGGUCUUGUAUAUCUUGACCAUUCUGUUGCUACCACAGGCAUUAUCGGAAGCGCUCCUCAUCACGAGGGCGUUCUGGUAGCCGUUCUAAGAGUCGCUCUCCAUCUGACAAAAGAGCAAAACGUGGAGAUGAUAGACGUUCUAGAAGCAGGGACAGAGAACGUAGGCGUGAAAGAUCACGGAGCAGGGACAAGAGGAGAUCUCGGUCACGUGACCGAAAGCGUGUGAGGUAAGCAAUGGAAAAUUGAAUAACUUAUGAAAACGUUCCUCCCCUGGGAGAUACUGGGUGUUUUCUGGUGAAAGAGGUUGCUUCUAACUAGAAGAUGUGUCCAGUAGGAAGUGUUCUCAGUUGGUCAUUUUCCUUGAAAAGCUGUAAUCAUUGGUAUUAAUGCUUGUCCUGUUUUCUUUUUAGAUUACUAAUGAAAUCUUUUUAGAUUACUAAUGAAUAUUUUCUACUCUCUCUCUUUUUAAUGAUUAAACUAGAAAUAAUAUUUUGUUUACACAGUAUUACCCAAAAUCUGCUUGUGCGUAGGCGUUCACGAAGCAGAGAGCGGGAACGGAGCAGAGAAAGGAGACGAUCACGCAGUCGAGAAAGAAGAAGAUCCAGAAGCCGAAGUAGAGGGCGGCGGUCCCGAUCUUCUAGCCCUGGCAAGAACAAGAAAGUAGAAAACAGGUAAUUGACAUACUAAUGCAUGCCAUUUUGUUAAAUAUUGGAAUACUUUAAUAGAAUAGCUGUAAUUCUGGUCAACUUUCUAUAGACAAGUCAUAAGAAAGUUUGAACUUGCUCUGGCUAACCAUGAAUUAAGCAUAUACACAGAGAGGGAACCUGCCAUCAGUACAGCUCAUUUGAAGAUUAGGGGAAAAAUCCAGGGGGGGAAGUGUUUCAUUGUGUGUGCUGUGAAGUGAUGGUGAUAUUGGAGCAUCUCUGAUAAUGUGAUGAGGGAGUUACAGCUACCUGUUCUGUGACUUUGGGAAGGAAAAAAACCCACAUUGAUAAAUACCAGUGAGAGAAGAAGAAUGUCCCUGGGUAGAGAGCAACAUAUAGGAAGGCAUGGAGAUAAGCAUGGUAGAAUAAAAAAUAAGGAGAAUUGUAUUGCGUUUGUGAGGAAUAGGGACAAGAGAUUGAAUAUGAAGAAACAAGUGAGUAAAUGAAGUGAUUAGGGAAGAGCACUGGGAAAAUAUGCCUAGUUGCUUCUGUAUGGUAUCCAGUUAAUAAGUUUUUUUCUCCCUUCCCUCUGUCCUGGUGUGAACUGCAAGAAAAUUUCUAAUGCUUUUGCUGCAACCAUUAGUGCUAGAGAUGAAAUGCCCAGGUUCUGAAAAUUCAGAGUCUGACAUUAGAAGUUUAAUUGUUGGGAAAUACUACAUUAUAGAGUCCUUUCCUUUAACAAGUUUUAUUACAAUAUUUCAUUUGACUGCUUUGAAAUCUGCUUCAUCACCACCACCACCACAGUGCCAAAAAGGAAGAGCCCCACAUUUUUUAACAUACGUUUACCACAUCUGAACUUGGCAUGAUUGCAGCAGAAACUAUCAUGAUAAUAACAACCUUAAAAUUUUGCUGAGAUCCAGGACAGACGUUUUGCAUUUGCCUUCUUCUUAGGUUUGACCUGCUGUUCACUUUGGUGGACUUUCUCCUUUUAGAACUUUUAUUUACCUAAGACACUUCAGUUCUGUAUUCUCCCCGCCCCCCCCCGCUCUCUAUCUCUCCCCCCCACCCCCAAUUCCUAAGCUGUAUCCAAACAUUUUUAAAGCAAUUCCAAUAAAAAUGGAAGAGCAUGUAUGGGCAGUGUUCAUAUACACAGCAUUGCAGAGACUCAGCAAAGACACAAAACGGGAAAUGUUGAGUAUUGUAAGGGACAUGUAAUGCAGAGUAGUUCUUGAUUCUGGCUUCAUAAUGAGGGAGCCGUUUCUUCUUGUUGAGGUUCUUAACUUGUAUCCAAAAACCUCUCUUCAUCCUUCCUGACAGGGGCUUGGUGUUGCAUACACUCUAAUCUAUGUGUUGUUACCUGUACCAUUAUGACAGGGAGCCCUUUAUUUUUAUUUUUCUGUAAAUAAUACUAUGUAAGAAAAGAUUUAGUUCUGUUACUUGUUUGUUGAGGAGCUGCUCUAUAUAGAGAGAGUUGUGUGUAUACUCCACCUAGUGAUUGAUCUUGGUGCUCUCAUUGCUGGGUACUGUGUUUAUCUGCUGCUUCGUUAUGCUGGGCUGCAAGAAAAUGGCACUGGUGAUUCUCUGGCCUCUCAGAAAAUCAAACCAUUCUUUAUAACUUGUUCCUUUGGGGUCUCUGUGCUGCUAUCACUACGUUUAGAAAACCUGAAGGAGUCCUCUUUGUUCUACAGAUCUGCUUUCUCAAAAUUAAAAACAGGUGUGCUAAAUGAAAAGUUUUAAGCAAGCAUGCGGUCAAGGUAUACAAUAAAAAUAUGUAAGCCAUUUCAGAAAUAUAUCCAUCUAGCUUUAUCCACCUUAUUCUAAAGUCACAAAGAUAAUGUCUUGAAAGUUCAGUGACAUAAACUGUUGUUUAAGAUAAGCAUAUGGUUUUUGUUAAAACCUUUCAGUGGGCUCUAAAGAGAACUUUAUAAGAUUUUACCAACCAAAAUGAUUUCUACAUUUAUAGCCAAGGGUUAGCACAUGUUUGAAUUGGAUUUGUCCUUUUUGUGGGAGAAGAGGUGGGAAUAAUAAAAAUCCAUAAUAAACAUGAUAAAUGGCUUUCAUAUUGAAGCCAAGUCUGUCAGAUUCUGAGGGAAGGUGUGUGUUUUAAAACAUUCAUUUUAGCCAGCAGUGACUCCUUGGAGGACACUAACACUUCCAAAGCAAGUGCUAAAUCACUUAGUGAAACAAGCAUUCAUUUUUAGUUGAUUUGCACAAGCUGUUUCCUUCAAGGAGGUGUAAAAUAAACACUGGGACUAUUAGUUACGCGUAGGUAUUCUGGAAAUUAAAUUUUCAAUAAGUGUUUGCUUUCAAAAAGAGAGAGAGAGAAAGAAAGAAAGAAAGAAAGAAAGAAAGAAAGAAAGAAAGAAAAGAUCAAAAUGGAGCCUAACACUUGGUAUAUGCCUAUAAAUUGUAAAUGUCUGAAAUUAUGUGCAUGAUGAGAUUAAAGCUAGGAUCUAAAGAGGCAAAUACAGAGCGAUGCAGACAGUUUUCUUUUCCUUUUGAAGGCCCUUGAGUCACAUGGGCAUAAGAAGGGCCUGGUGGGUCAGGCCGUCUUGUUCAGUGUCCUCUCACCGUAGCAGCCAUAUGCCUAUGGGAAGCCCCCAAGCAGGGCAUGUGCAAGAGCACUCUUCCCUCCUAUGGUUUCUAGUAACUGAUAUUCCAAAGCAUACUGCCUGUAAUUGUGAAGGCAAAGCAUAGCCAUCAUGGUUAGUAGCCAGUGGUUGCUUUUAUUUUUUACUUCCAUGAAUUUUUCUAAGCUUCUUUCAGAAUCAUCCAAGUUGGUGGCCAUUACACCUUCCUGUGGAAGCAAAUUCCAUAGUUGAACUGUGUAAGGAAGACACUUUAUUGUGUCUUGAAUAUUCCAAAAUUCAGCUUCAUUGGGUGUUAUGAGACAGAAAGAAAAACUUGUCUAUCCACUUUCUUCAUGAUAUGCAUACUUUUAUAAACUUCUGUCAUGCUGCCUCUUGCUUUCCAUUUCUCUGAAUUAAAAAAGAACAACCCCAAAUACUGCAACUUUUCCUUAUAGGGAAAAGUUGAUCAUCCUCUUGAUCAUUUUGGUUGCCGUUUUCUGAACCUUAUCCAACUCUAAAGUAUUCUUUUUGAUGUGCGGUCACUAGAACUGUACACAGUGUUCCUAAUGUCUCAUACCAUAGCUUUGUGUAAUGCUGUUAUGAUAUCAGUAGUUUUAUUUCCAGCUUCUUUCCUAAUGAUCCUUACAGCUGCCACACACUGGAUCAACACCUUAAUUGAACUAUCCACUAUAACCCCAGGUCUCAUUCCUAGUCAGUCACUGCUAGUUCAGACCCCAGGAGCAUAUAUGUGAAAUGCAUCACUUUAUACUUGUACUCUAGAUUGCUUAUGAACAAGUUAAAAAACACCAGUGGGGCAGUGGUAUGCAGUAGGGCCUUUUCAGUGGAAGCUCCUACAUUUUGGAAAUACCUAUUUUGAGAUGUGUGUCCGAUGGCAACUCUACAUAUAUUUUGAAGGCAUGCUAAGGUACAGCUUUUUACUCCAGCUUUUGGGAGUGUUUGGUUGUUUGUGAUUGUAUUCUGGUUAUGUUGAACUGAGUUUAGCUGUCAUUAUUUUAUUUUAUAUUGUGCUGUCUUUUUGCUGUGUAGCCUGUUCUGUGACCUUGUGGUGUAGGGCAGGUAAUAAAUGCACCAAAUAAGUAAUAAAUCUUCUCAAGCCAGCAUGACAGUAGUUAGGGAUGAUGGGGUUGUAGUCCAUCAAUUUUUGGGGACUCAAGGUUGGGGGAGGGUGCUUUAGAUUAUAUUUUAUGGCUGUAAUGUUUUGCACAUUUACUUGGGUGUGAAUCCUGUUGAACGUGGUAGUCUUAUUUUUUAAUAAACGGGUUUGUAUCCAUCAAAUUCAGCGUCCUUAUUGAACAAAUUCUACUUGUUCAAUGGAACUUCUCCCUUUCUUCCCCCUGUAUGCCCCUCCAAAUCUGCUUUUAGGAUUCUACAGUGCAAAUCUCCUAAUCUGCUCUUUGGGAAAAGAGAGGGAUGGGAAUUUCCUUUGCGUGAAUGGAAGUUAUUCUGCAAGUGCAAUAACAUUAUUCCCAAACAUUUUGCGUUUCAGAGCACAUUUAGGAAACUAAAACUAUUACUUUCAGCACAAAAUAUCCCACUUCAUGUAAGAAAAACCGGCAGUGCUCACAACCCCCCUCUCAGAAAAGGCAAAGCACCUGCACAUACGCCAAAACAAACAGAAUGCACAGGAAAGAAGCAGGUAGCUCAUACCCAGCAAAAAUUGAGAGAGGCAGGGGGCCUUGACAGGUGCAAAGUCUGUGUCUGUGGGUGCCAUGUUGGGGAUUCCAGUGUUAAAUAAUAAUUUACCAUAGUUUAUUAUUACUUAUGUGCAAUACCAUUAUUGUUUCGUUCACUACACCUAAAGCCUCUUAAGGGAAGCUGACAUUCACCAUCAGUCAUAUGCAACUCUUGAUACUGUCUUUCAGAUCACGAUCUAAAGAAAAAGUAGAAGGUGUGGAAGUUAACAAAGAAAAGAAAAAAGAGAAAGAGGACAAAGAAGAAGAAAAGGGUCAAGAUGUAAAUGUAUGUAUAGUAACUAUUGAAAAGUUUCAUUGUUCAGUAAUGGGCACAAUACUGUAGUUUAUGGACUUGAUAGUGUUUCUAAUGCUGUAUAAAGUCUUGUUUCUCUGCAUGUAGCACAAACAUCUGUUCUAAAUCAUCCUUCUGGACAGAAUGUAGUGGCUCAAUAGAGGACUUCUAACAAGUAGAACAUAAGCUACAUUUGUGUUGUGACUGUGGGCAUUUACUUACUGCUGCUGUAACAACAGUCUCUUGUAAUUACAGCUGUGCAGCUGGAACCUGCUUGCUUUUUCCUAUGUUCUGCUGCUUAUGUUUUGCUUCAUUAGUGAAUGAAACACAGUAGCUGUCCAAGGCACAGAAUGACAGUACUUAAUUCUCCAAGAGAGUGAACUUGUAUUGAGUUUCCCAAGAUUUUAUGUUGGAUGUGACUGGCAAUGUCUUGCAUCUCCUUUUGGAAAAACAGAGUUCAUGUCAGUGAUCAGUAACUGCAUAUGGUUGCUUUUUCUCCCUCAGAAUUUCGAUCAGAACAAACUAGAAGAGGAAAUGAGGAAGCGAAAAGAAAGAGUAGAGAAAUGGAGAGAAGAACAGCGCAAAAAAGCUAUGGAAAAUAUAGGAGAACUAAAGAAAGAAAUUGAAGAAAUGAAGCAGGGGAAAAAAUGGAGCUUAGAAGAUGAUGAUGGUAUUAACUUCUUAUGUAACUAACUGUGGGGAGGGAAGCCUUUUUGUUGCUGUUGAACAUGUGCAGAUGUGAAAGAUCAUGUGCUGUACUAUGUCAUAUGUACUUUCAAAGUGGUUAAGGGAGAGUGGAAGAUAUGGGCUGCAUUUGCAUGUCACGCUAAGCCCAAACCAUGGCUGAUAGUAUGCAAAUAUGCAAACUCCCGAGGAGGAAAUAGCACCCGCUUUGCUCCUUCCCAGACUUCUUACUUUGCUGCUGUGUAACAGCUAAGCCAAGGUUAGGCUCAGUGUGUUGUCUGAACCCAGGAUCAUGGGCAAGGUCUCUCCUGAACUAUGAUAUGUAGCCAAGGUUUGCAGUUACGGGUCCUGGUUAGGUACGACACAGUAAGCCAAAUCUUGGCUUAGCUGCCAUCCCAUGCUGGGGAGAAGCAAAAUAGGUCAAGCUCCUUGUUGGGAACCAGCAUUUUUGCAUUGUCAUGAUAAAUCAUUCAUUGGUUUACAGUGAUGUGCAAACCAGGCCAUUGGGUUGGGCCCAUGUUAAGCUUCUGAGUCUAUAUGAACUGACCCAGACCCUGUGAUCAUCAUCUGAGGUCCUUUGUGUGCCCCCUCCAUGGGAGGUCCAGAGGGUGGCAACAUAAGAAUGGGCCUUUUUUCUGGUGGCUCCCUGUUUGUGGAAUGCUGUCCCAAGGGCAGCUUGCCUGGUGCCUUCAUUGCAUAUCUUUAGGUACCAGGUGUAAAUGUUUCUCUAUAAGCAGGCCUUUGCCUGAUUAAAUAUUCUAUGGCCUCUUAAAUGUGUUUGUGGGAGGGGAUUUGUUUUUAUUUUAUUAUGUAUUUGUGUUCUCAUUUUCUAUUUUUAUGUUGUGAACCGCCCUGUGAUCUUUGGAUGAAUGCAGUAUACAAAUAUGAUGAUGAUGAUAAAUGGAUGCAUGCAAGUGUUAAGAGUUUUCCAAGUUGUUUGGCAAGAAGAAACAAUUUGAUUCAUUUAUUUAUAAAAGCAUGUAAUUGUACAAACUUCUUGUAUCCCAAAAUGGUAUUAAAUACUACUAAAAUCUCUUUUUGCAUUAGAUGAUGAUGAAGAAACUGCAGAAGGGGAAAAGGAAGGUAAUGAGAUUGAAGAUGAAGAACUUGAUCCAUUAGAUGCAUAUAUGGAAGAAGUGAAAGAAGAGGUUAAGAAGUUCAAUAUGAGAAGUGUAAAAGGUGGAGGUGGAGGUGGAAGUGAAAAGGUAAAUUAAAAAUAAUAAUAAUAAUGUACAGGUCUUAAAAUAGUUUUUUGUGCAUUAAAUCUGAAAAAUAUGAGAUCAAAACUAGUAUCAUAUAGAGUUUUCUAGUAGGAUGGUUUGUAAAAUUUCUAAUGUUUAUGACCUUUUCUUUUUAAAGAAAUCUGGGCCAACAGUUACUAAAGUAGUAACAGUGGUGAAAACCAAAAAAGCAUCUCCAGAAACAGAAAAGAAGAAAGGAGAACUUAUGGUGAAUGACCAAGAUGCAAUGGAGGUAAUUACAACAUGCCAAAUUGUUUAUUUUGCCAUAUGAAAUCCCCUAUCAAGUUUAUAGAUUUUAGAAAACAGUUUGAUUUAACCAUGUAUGUAACCCAGUUUUGUGGUGUUCACCAAUCUAUAUGCAAAAUUGUAUCUUUCCCACAGGAAAAAUGAAGAGUUGCCAUAGGCAUUGUGAAAUAUAAUGGCAUUUGCCUAUACUUAAGUCUUAAUACCUUCCUUUUGAGAUUUAUACUUUCAGAACUGCAGAGUCACUGAUAAUAAUUAGAAGUGAGAAGGAUUAGGAUAAGCAGCUUGCGAGGCCUUAUCGUGGCAACAGAAGAGGGCAGCAAUAGUAGUGGCAGCCUAUGAAGCCUCAUGGUGACAUAAGCAGUGGGGCGUACAAGGCCUCGCCAUGGUGGAAAGAAGUGGCGGCAGCCUGCAAAUCCUCCUGGCGGUAGUGGGAGGUGGUGGUAGAAGCUGUGGCAGCCUGCCUCAGCAAGGCCUUGCAGGUCACCUCUGCUUCUGCUAGCGUCUCCUGCCACCACUACAAGGCCUCACAGACCGCUGCUGCUGCCACUGCCAUGAGAAAGGCUUGCAGGCCGUUGCAGCUUUUGCCACUGUGGCAAGGCCUUGAAGGCUACCACUACUGAUGCCACCACGACAAGGCCUCACAGGCUGCCGCUGCUGCCCACUGCCAUGACACGGCUUCUCAGGCUGCUGAUUAUUGUGCCACUGCUGCCAGGCUGCCACUGCUACUGCCCCUUCCCCCCCGUUGUUGAUUCUGCCACUGCCUCUGCCACCUAGAAGGCCUGCUGGCAGUCCCAGAUUAUUUCUAUUCACUAUGACUCAUCACCAUAUUUUGGAUUGUCCUGAGUACCACUAUUUGCCAAGUCCCAAACCAAAUUUUUGGAUGAAUUUUGGCUUUCCUGCUGCUGAAAGUGGCCAUGAGGUGAUUGAUAAUAUCAUCGUUUAUCAGUUUUAGACCUGUAAGUAGUAGCAGUUGCUAGGACAUUGUGCUGUUCGCUUCUGCAUAUUUCCUUCCUUAUUUCAGAUAUUGUGAUAUACCACGAUGUUUAGCUGGUGAUAUAUUGCUAUUUUAGGGACGCAGGUGGCGCUGUGGGUAAAACCUCAGCGCCUAGGACUUGCCGAUCGCAUGGUCGGCGGUUCGAAUCCCCGCGGCGGGGUCCCAGCUCCCGUCGUUCGGUCCCAGCUCCUGCCCACCCUUAAGUGCAAGUAGAUAAAUAGGUAGCGCUUUAUAGUGGGAAGGUAAACGGCGUUCCGUGUGCUGCUCUGGUGCCGGUUCGCCAGAGCAGCUUCGUCACGCUGGCCACGUGACGCGGAAGUGUCUGCGGACAGUGCUGGCUCCCGGCCUCUAGCGUGAGAUGAGCGCACAACCCUAGAGUCUGUCAAGACUGGCCCGUAUGGGCAGGGGUACCUUUACCUUUACCUUUAUAUUGCUAUAUUGGAAACCAGAUAUUACCCAGCCCUAGACUGCUCUUAGUAUAACUUUCAGUUAGCAAGGUAAGGUAAACAUGCUCUGCAGAAAGCAGAUUUCCCCUGAAUAUUACUUUGCCUGAAUGUUUGGCUUUUGUGAUUUUAUAACUCAAACAGUAUUCUUCUGAAGAGGAGGAAGUAGAUCUCCAGACUGCACUGACAGGGUACCAGACCAAACAUAGGAAAUUGCUGGAACCAGUGGAUCAUGGGAAGAUUGAAUAUGAGCCCUACAGGAAAAACUUCUAUGUUGAAGUCCCAGAGCUAGCUAAGAUGACUCAGGAAGGUAAUAACAACUGUCAAAGCAGUAGUAACUCUAGUUUCAGAGCUGUUGCAUUUCAGAUGACCAUGGAUAAAAAUACGUUGGGAGACACCUGGCAUACAGUAAGCCUUCAAACUUAUGUGGGGGCUACAUUCUGGAGAUUGCACUAAAGCCAAUUUCGUAUAUAGCCUAAACUCAUUGGGUACAGUGUUGGUGGGAUUGCCAAAUUCUUUUCUCCUGAACACCCACACCCUUCCCCCCCUUUUUUAUUUUUCUCCAAGUGCUUAAAGCUGAAUGUACACAAGUUAAUUACGCAUAAGUUGUGGGCUUACUGUGUUAGGAAAAGAGAGUCAUCAACAUACAUUAAUGCCUAUAUCAAUGCAUAACACUGUCUUUUGUAGUCAUGCUUACAACAUAGAAAGUAGUCAUGCUUACAACAUAGAAAGCUUAUUGGAAAUCUCAAUAUGCUUUAUCAAAAACAUUGCUGCAGAGGUCAAUAAUAUCACAUGUACAGAGAAUAUCUUACAAGAGGGCAUUGAUUUAUGUGGAUAAGUUAAUCAGUAUGCUAAUCUGGAUUGUGUUUCAGAGGUGAAUGCAUAUAGGCUGGAAAUGGAAGGAAUUAUAGUCAAGGGUAAAGGAUGUCCUAAGCCAAUUAAAACCUGGGUACAGUGUGGUAUUUCUAUGAAAAUCCUGAAUUCCAUGAAAAAGUAAGUGAACAACAGCAAAAUGAAGCAUGCAUGUCUUGAAGUGUAUAUGAAUUCUCCUUGUGUCUUUGCUUUCUGACUCGUGCUGUUAAUAAUAAUAAUAAUAAUAAUUUAUACCCCGCCCAUCUGGCUGGGUUUCCCCAGCCACUCUGGGCGGCUUCCAACAAAACACUAAAAUACAAUAACCUAUUAAACAUUAAAAGCUUCCCUAAACAGGGCUGCCUUCAGAUGUCUUCUAAAAGUUUGGUAGUUAUUUGUUUGCAGCACAUAGUUACCAUGUGCGUCUGUGUAAAAGAAAUUAUCUAACAAAGCCAUGCAAAUUCAAGAUUUCAGGGUAGCUACAGGUAACUUACUUAUUUCGUGUCACUUGUUCACUAAUCAUAUAUAUGUUGUGAUGUAUUUUAAUUUCAAUUAAUAAUUGACUCUGUAAUUUAUUUUUUUUAAUGUGCAUAAUAGAAUGUUCAGGUUCCUAACAUACAAUCUCUGAUUUCCUUUAAGGCAUGGCUAUGAGAAGCCCACCCCUAUCCAAGCCCAGGCUAUACCUGCAAUUAUGGGUGGACGUGAUUUAAUUGGCAUUGCUAAAACAGGAAGUGGAAAGACUAUUGCUUUUCUGUUGCCCAUGUUCAGGCACAUCAUGGAUCAGAGACCACUAGAAGAAGGAGAGGGUCCAAUAGGUACAUGAUAGCGACAUUCUUUUUAAUGCCAUGCUGUUUGUGUGCAGGUUUAAUGGAUCAACCAUGAACUGGAAGCAAACUAUGAAAGGAAAUGCCUGCUUGUGCUAUAUAGUUAUAAUUUCACUAUUAAAUUUGGUAGCUGUUCUCCUUGCCAGGCGGAGGGGAAGACAAUACAGAAUAUGCUCUGCUUCUGUGUUGCAGGUGUAUCUUAAAUGUUAAUUUCUUCUAGCAGAAUAUGUGUGGAUUAGUUUAUGGAGCCAUCCUCAAGUUUCCUUCCCUCCCCAAUCUUUCUUCCCAAACACUGCCUCAUAUAUAUUGAGGUACUGGGUGCUACUAAGCAACUUCAGGAUUUACUAAGGAAAAGCACCAGGUUGCAGUUCAAAGGAGAAUGGAGCACAGCAGGAAAUGUGCAGCAAAAUGAGGAACAAAACUGAAACAAAAUGCAAAGGAUGGUUGUCUGAAUGUGCCUGUAAGCCACCAAGCUAGAGCUUUGUUAUCUAAAAAAAGCAAGUUCGUGGCUUAAUGGGAAGAAAUUGGAUGAAAUUCAUAUUUACCUUGUUUCUUUACACACUUUUACAUUGUACAUAAAAUCCUAUACAUCUAUAAGAUACCUAUUACUAUGACAUAUUAGAUUUCUCUCACAAAAGAAAAUUGUGUCAUUCUAGAAAUUGGAUUUCUUUUGUGGAAGGAAAUCUCGCUACCUUCUAAGCAUGUGUUGGAAGUAAGGUGCUGAAAAUGGUGAGAUUUGCUUAUGAGUAAAGAGUCAGGAUUUUUGUAAUUACACUGCUUUGUUCUUUUCAGCUGUUAUUAUGACUCCUACUCGAGAGCUGGCUUUACAGAUUACAAAGGAGUGUAAGAAGUUCUCAAAGACACUUGGGGUUAGAGUUGUAUGUGUAUAUGGAGGAACAGGAAUAAGUGAACAGGUACAUAUAGCUCUUGUCUCUCUAUUCAUAGUAUCUUGAUUUGUGUUGCUGUCAGUGCAGAAUAUGUUUGGAAUCCUUAUUCUUUUUAAGGUUUCAAGUAGCUUCUCUGUAACAAUUGUUUAAUUUAGAGAGAAUGUGAAGGUUACUAUUUUGGAUCCAGAGAGGCAUGAGCUGGGCUCUGCUCUUGCAGCAGCCUUCCAUGGCUAUUCUACACUACACCUAUGGGGGGUGUUCGUAUUUCUUCUCUGAUGCAUACAUUAGCAAAGGGGGCUUUUUGCUGAAGGAUUCAGCAAAAUCACCAUCUUAGUAGCUCAGUAGGUGGAACAUGAGACUCUUAAUCUCUGGGUCAUGGGUUCAAGCAAAAGAUUGGGCAAAAGAUUCUUGCAUUGCUUGCAGGGGGUUGGACUAGAUGACCCAUCUGGUCUCUUCCAACUCUACAGAUCUAUGAAAAUGAAUAUGUUCCUAUUCUGGUAAAAAUUUUACGAACUUUCAGUUUUGUUGUUGAACCCACAGCUGUUGUUUUGACUGCAGAGUUGCUUUCACAAUUUAGAUAGUAAUUGGGAGUUUCCCAGUUGCAUAUUUGGGACAUUCCACACUUAGUAAUUCACAAGAAAUGGAAUGUAGUGAGUCUAAACUCUGCCACAAAACAAGAGCGCAGUAUUCAACUAAGUUUUAUUUGGAAUAGACCCAUUGAAAUUAAUCAACAUGGCUAAGUUAGCUCCAUUAAUUUCACUGGGUCUACAGUAAAAGCUGGAUACCACCCAAGGCAAUUUAAAUUACAGUAGGUUGGAUGGAGACUUUGCCUUCUACAAACAAAAGGCCGCCCUGAGCUAGCCAACUGCAAAUCAAUCUUUGUGGGACACCGUAGCAAGUAAGGUGUUUGCAAGCAUCUUAUUAUGUUUUGAUUUGUUUUAACUGACAAAAAAUGAGCCAGUCAGAUGUUGCAGGGGAAUAGUACCCCCAACCUUUCAUGUUUACAGCUGAGGGAAUUGGUACUAAAUCACUGAUGUGUAGAAUAAAUUGCUUAAGGGUUGCUGAUAAUACCAUAAGUGUUAUAUAUUUUAAUUUUCCUCAACUUAUUUUAUAACCAGAUUGCUGAACUGAAAAGGGGUGCUGAAAUAAUCGUUUGCACACCUGGCCGCAUGAUUGACAUGUUAGCAGCUAACAAUGGUAAGAAGAUACUUUCAUUUAAUGAUUUUCUUUCAUGAUAAAUAAAUGGAACAUUUUGUUCAUAAAUGGAAUUCCGGAAGUUAUGUAUUUCUUGAAGCUGUGAUAUCAGAUAUCGUGAAUAUAGUCAUAAAAAUGGUUCUUUCCAAUAACUUUUAGAUGUGGGUCUUAUAAGUGAAGGACAGUAACUCUUAAGAAUUUCUUAGAACAAGUACAUGCAUUUUAGAUUUAUAUCUCAACUUCAAAAUUGGCUUAUUUAGGAUUACUGUUUCUUAAUUUGAAGUUAUGCUGCCUGUCUGAUGCUUGUUGACAUUAAUGCAACAUAGUAAUUAACUUUAGUUGAAGGAAAUAUAGCUGCACAUUUCUAAAUUGAAGUAAAUCCACAAUUCUUUUUCAACAAAAACAUGAAAUUUCUCUCAUAUAUUGUAAGUUUUCCUUCUUAGUACAAAUCAAUAUACUAAACAGAGAUAUUGCAGCUUUAAAAUGCUUUUUAUUUCAGUAUUGCAUGCUUGUCAAAUAAUGUUUGAUUUGCUUAAAUAUUGUACUUCAAAACCUCUACUAAACUGUUGACAUUUGACUUCUGUGGGAAAAGUUCCUUCAAGAAUUAUAGAACUGGGCUUCCAAGACUUAAGCCAUCAAAGGUAGGUACAUCAUUGCAGUUCCCAAGCAAUGUACACUUUUAGGAGCUGAAUAAAUAAUGAAAAUUCUGCCAAUUAAAAUGGGAUAACAACAUAUGUAUUUAGUCCUGAAGAAGGAGAUUUACCUUUUAUCUGCUUUAAAUUGGCUACCUUAAAAGCCACAUUAAAACAGCUUUUCCUCUUCCUUUUCUUUAAAGCAAUAUCCUUGCUUCAAAAUAGCUAAAUUGUGUGUUCCUCCCCUUGUGUGUAACUCAGUCCAGCAUCCAAAUAAGUAGUUGAGAAAUUCAGAUCAUAAUUGAUGAUUGGGGUGGAAGUAACCUAGGGAUCUGCAGAAUUAAAGAAUCACCUGGAAGGGAGCGUCUGGUGGAGUGCAUAACCCCUAUGCUGUGGAGAAAGUUCCAUGCUUUCUUAGAUUUUAAUGUACCCCAAACUUCAUGUCGGGUUUCUGCUCUUCCCAUGUUCAGAGGAGCUUGGGUAGGGUUUUUCCUGCCUUACCCAUUCCCUUUACAGCAUAUAGAAGCAGCAAUACCUGCGGGUUUUGGACAUUUCAGUUCUUCCCUAGUUUUAAGUGUUUAAGGGUUUUGUUGUUAAAACUCAAUCUUCUCUCAUGUAAUUCCGAAUCACAUGAGAUUAGAUCCUAAAAUCCCAAGUGGAAAGCACUACCACAAAUGCUUGUGUAUGUGUAUGUGUUCUUCUGACCCCACCCCUUAUUUUUUCAUCGGCACCCACACCCCGUGCUGUGCUUCACACUGAUUCAUGAUCCGCUAGAGUGGUGGGGGGAGGGCUUUAGAUGUUGCUGCUGAUGGAGGGGGGAACCCACAAAUUGCAUAUGCAAUGUGUGUAGGGAAGUGUGUUCUACUUACAUAUGGGGUGUAUGAUAUAAUGUAGAAUUGCUACUGUGUACAACAUUUAAGUUUAGCUUCAAGUGCCUUUUGUAUUGGCACUUCUGAAAGAAUCUGUUGUGAUUUAUUUUUAAAGACAAAUUCUUUGAGUUUAGACCAUAAAAUAAGACAAAAGACAUACUAUGCAUAGGCCCAUUUGCUUUUUAAAGACUGAAUUUUAAAGACUGUAGCUUUUUAAAGACUGAAUUGUAAGUGUAAAGGUGUGUCUGAAGGUAUUGGAAAUGUGGCUUAUACAAUUCUUGUUGUUAGCUGCUGUCUAGAUGAUUCUCCUUAUCUUCAAAUCAGUGUGAGAGGUGCUGCUUCUGACAAAAACAGUGACAAAACUCUUGUCUUUGUGGUUACUUUCACCCAUCCUAAAUAUUUCAAAUAAUAACUUAAGUAGAGGCUUUUGUGGGGCUUCUUCAGUUAGCUCUUGAACUUUGCCUUCCACACAUGCGCUGUAAUCUCUAAUAUGUUUUUUUCUAGGUGGCGCUCACAGAUAGUGGCUGAUGUGGCUCGUUGCUUCACCUCAGUCUUAGUUUUAUGAUGUGUUUUGGUGAGGGCUGUUUUCUGAAUUUUACAGGUUCUCCUGGCCCUGUACUGGUAUGCAAGAGAGGAGUUUGACAAAAUAAUGGGCCUUGUGCAUCAGUACACAAUUGCCAAAAUGUCAAUGGAGCAAGAGAUAAGGAAUUUAGCAAAUUGCUUUUCUAAAAUAAAUAUAACAUUUAAUGUUUGUUUAGCCAGUAGUCAGAAUAUGUACCAUUUUAUUUACAUUUGCUGUUGAAGAAAAAUGGCCUUUAGAUUUAUUCUUGUUUCUCUUUAUUUUUCUCUCGCCUUUUCAUAGGUCGAGUGACAAAUCUUCGGAGAGUGACAUAUGUUGUCCUUGAUGAAGCUGAUAGAAUGUUUGAUAUGGGCUUUGAGCCUCAGGUGAGAAUGGGAAGCUACUAGACUUAGAACAAUUGUAUUGUAGAGUUGGAAGAAGUUAUGUGUGUCUGUUUAGUUCAGACCUUGGGCCAUAUUGCAACCCUCCAGGUCUUUCUAUCUGGUCCUUGGGACUCUCCCUAAACCACAUCCUGGCCUUGCUUAGCACCAUCCUUGAGUGUUUUGCCUAGUGUCAGUUUGUCCUUGAACACUAAUAAUGCUACUUGCUUGGCUGGAUGGAAGAUAGAGAGGGAUGUGUAAACAGGUGUAGAAACUAGCUUGCUGUACAAGGCAAAAUUAAUAUUUGUUCUGCCCAUUGUUACCUCUGCCCUUGCCCAUGUGGCCUCUGAAAUAUGCCUAAAAGUGAUUGCAGCUCCCAAGACAAAAAUAGUUCUUCCAUCCAUUGUUUAGAACAUAUGUGAUUAAUCUGAAAUGGGUGCCUGGAAAGUUCACAGACAUGGCUGGUACAUACUUAGCCCUAUAGUGCUGCCUGCUCCCCAGUUCAGUAGACUAUAUACAAAAUAGCGUCAGGCAACAACAAAAGGGAUGUAUUUAAGAAACUCUAGAAGGCUUAUGCUUGUGGCAAACUUAUCAGGAAGAUUAGCCACCACUAAUGUAGACACUGAAGUUUCUUUCCUGUAGAAUGUAGGAGGGUUGUUCUGCACUUUUUGUUGCAGAAUUUGUACAGAAGUAGACCUGCAAAAAUAAUCCUUAUAGGAGAUUGUCCCAUGCCCAACAGUAAAGAAUGUCCCCAAUGUUCACUUGUUUUCCAAUUACAAUUUUCUUUCAGUAAAUGAAAAAGCACUGAGAGCAUGUUGCUAUUUGAGUAUUUGUACAACCAAUGUAAAGUGUUGGGGUAAACCAGGCAUAGGCAAUCUUGGCCCUCCAGAUGUUUUGGGACUACAGUUCCCAUCAUCCCUGACCACUGAUCCUGUUAGCUAGUGAUCAUGGGAGUUGUAGUUCCAAAACAUCUGGAGGGCUGAGUUUGCCUAUGCCUGCUAUGUUCCAUAGGCUUUUGCAAAAAUGUUUGGUUACUAAAAUGUUUCCCAGAACUGUCUAUGUAAGGUUUUGCAUUGUAUUGCAUGAGCUAAGAUGCAAGUAAUUUGAUUUGGAGAAUUGUGGUGUUAACCUUCCCUGUGAACUUGCUCUAGGUUAUGCGCAUUGUAGACAAUGUGAGACCUGAUCGCCAGACUGUUAUGUUCUCUGCUACCUUCCCUAGAGCCAUGGAGGCUUUAGCUCGUCGAAUAUUAAGCAAGCCAAUAGAAGUCCAAGUUGGUGGUAGAAGUGUCGUCUGCUCUGAUGUGGAACAAAAAGUGGUAAGUUUCAGGAAUAUAUCUGCUGCGUUUGCAACAAAUUGCUCAAAACUCGGUAGUACAUACAAAACUAUACAUCCAAGAUGGUUUCAGCUCUGGAUUAUUUUGAAAAAAAUAGACCUCUAAAAUACAUUCACUUUACAAGGUAGGGAAUAGUGAUUAUGUUUAUCCUUGUCUUACAUGGCUUUGGCUAGACUGACAAAAAUAUCUUACAGUAGUGAGAUUUAUUUUUCCUUAUACCAAGGAUAUUAUUUAUUUUUCCUUCCACCAAGGUUACUAUUUGUAUGCACAGUCUAUGAGCUGUUGUGCCAGGAAGCUUAUAUAUAAUGGUAGCUUCCUUUGCAUGAUUUUGACCAGCUCUUUGAAUCCUAGCAGCACAGCUCUUUCUUGUACUUCUUUCAAAGCAGGGUGACUCCCCAACUCCCAAAAGCAAGAGAAGAGAAGAGAAGAGAAGAGCCUUGACCCACUUGCUUAGAUGCAGCUGUAGUUUUUCUUGCAAAAUUUAGCAAUUUGCACUAUCAAAAUUAAAGCAAGAAUCAUAGAGUUGAGAUGGAAGAGAACUGUAUAUUGACUUGCUUGAUUUUUACUUCCAAUAUGACUGGAAGCCAAUUUAAGCAAUUAUCGGUGAGAUGCUGUCUCCUUAAACUAUGUUGUUCUUUCAGAUUGUCAUAGAGGAGGAGAACAAGUUUUUGAAGUUACUUGAAUUAUUGGGACAUUAUCAGGAACAAGGAGCUGUCAUUAUAUUUGUAGAUAAACAAGAACAUGCUGAUGGAUUGCUGAAAGACUUAAUGAGAGCCUCCUAUCCCUGCCUGUCUCUUCAUGGAGGUAAUGGACAUUAUUCAGUCAUUACAUCUAUAUAACUAGAGUAAUGAAACCUGAAUAAUGUCAUUUCUCAACAUCUGUAUUAUGUGUCCUCCACAGGUAUUGACCAGUAUGACAGAGAUAGCAUAAUCAAUGAUUUUAAGAGUGGAGUGUGCAAGCUUCUUGUGGCCACAUCCGUGGCAGCCCGAGGUCUUGAUGUAAAACAUCUUAUGCUUGUAGUCAACUACAGCUGCCCCAAUCAUUAUGAGGAUUAUGUGCACAGAGCAGGCAGAACUGGACGAGCAGGCAACAAAGUAUGUAUGCAAUAUUUUUUAUAAAUAAACUGCUAAAAACGGUACUCUGAUAAAGAUGAUUUUGUUUGCUGGAGGUAGAGAAUUUGUAGAACACUGCAGGUGGAUCAGUUUUAAAUAAAGGCUAUUUUAAAUCUGAUCUAAGUCAUGAUUUAAAUCAGCUGGAAGUUCAUUUUGACAUUCACGUUUUCUGAACAAGCAUGCGUUCUAACUGAUCACUCAGUUAGAUCAGAAGAUGAUAAUGAUAAUAAUAAUAAUCUUAUAUUGGUUUGUGACUAUAUAAAGCCAUUGUGUAACCUCAAGGCAUAAUUCAGAUUCUUUUGGCCAUGCAUCCCACACCAGUUUUGUACUGUAGAAUUAUGUCUGCUUCAAGGCAACCAUAUUCAUAUGCAGGUACAGUAAGAUCACUGCAGUCCUGGAACAAAUUAGCAUGCUAAUUCAUGUUGCACUGAACUAUGGAUAAUGUCUAUGUACAGCAUAUGUUUGCAUUGUUCCAGUUUCUUUUUAAAUGAGGUUAUUUUUUAAAGAAGACCUUUUUAUAACUGAAAUGUAGAAAGAUAAAAUUAAGACUUAAAAAUAUAAAUUCUGGGUUGCUUCCAGUGCUAUGCCAGUGGGAUUCUGCUGGUGCAACAGAUUUUCUGUUCCCUUUCCUCCCCCCCCCCAAUCUUCUCCAGAGUCCCCCCAACUGUCUUGACCUGAUGAGUGGGCUGUUGCACACACACAAGUUUCUUGCAUCAGUGUAGUUGACUUGUUGGAUGCUGCCCCCUGUCUCUUGCCUUUAAAAAAAGCUAAAAGUCAAUCCUGGAAUGCUAUCAGGUCUUGUGGAAACCUUAGCAAAAGAACUGUGAUACCACGGAAGUCAGUGACUACAUUCCCAUUGAUUCACCUGUGGGUCAAGAAGUUGCCACAAGAUUAAAACAGACUGGUGUCUUGUGAUUGCUCUUCUUACCUGUUACCCUAUUUGUUAUAUAUUUGGUUGUCCCCAAACAGUGAAUUAAGUUCUUCACACUAGCUUGGUGGAUUGUUGUGUCCUAAAAUAUAACUGCCCCCAAAGUUUAUACAUAAUAUUUUAUUAACAGGGUUAUGCCUAUACCUUCAUUACUGAAGAUCAAGCACGGUAUGCUGGUGAUAUAAUUAAAGCUUUGGAGUUGUCAAGUAAUCCAGUUCCUCCUGAGCUGGAGAAGCUUUGGACUGACUUCAAAGAUCAGCAGAAGGCUGUAAGUAAUCCACUUUUCCGUUGUCUGAUAAUGUUUGUGCAAAGACAAAACAGUUGUUAAAUAGGCUUCAGAUGGGCACUUGUUGGGACAUAGUUUUAACGUGGCUUUUAUGGGGUUGGAGCCAAAGUGUCUUCUGCUCAAGAACACCUCCCACUUUGAGUGUUUGGAGAGAAAAGUGAAACGAAUCCAAAUAUGUUUUUCUGAGAAAGCAAACAGUAGCUUGAGGUCUGCCAUAGAGCCUGCCUACUUGAGCACUAUGUGUCCUUGUUUGCAGGAGCUUUGUUCCUUUUGCUUUUUGAAUCCAAGCUGUACUUUUAAAGUUUGGAGGCCAUGCUGUAGAGUUAGGCCUGGUAAUAAUAUAAUGAGAAGGAGGUAAAAGAAUGUAGUUUACUUCAGACUGCUGGUUUGGGGAUGGCAUUUUUGAGUGCUAUUUUGUGCAACAACUUCCCACUGCAGUGGUACCUCAGGUUACAUACGCUUCAGGUUACAUACGCUUCAGGUUACAGACUCUGCUAACCCAGAAAUAGUGCUUCAGGUUAAGAACUUUGCUUCAGGAUGAGAACAGAAAUCGUGCUCCGGCGGUGCAGGGGCAGCAGGAGGCCCCAUUAGCUAAAGUGGUGCUUCAGGUUAGGAACAGUUUCAGGUUAAGAACAGACCUCCGGAACGAAUUAAGUACUUAACCCAAGGUACCACUGUAGUAGAGACCUAGAAAAGGGAGUAGCCUGUGCUUGACCUUUCUGCCUUGUGUUUUUGUUUUUACAUCUAGGAAGUUUUAUACAUAAGGAGCAGUAAAAAAUACCACCCACCCCCUAACUGCAGCUUGAAAUGGUGUACAUAUGCAUUUUGCUGCAUAUGUAGAUCAUGCCUCGAUUUAUAGGCUGAAAAGCAUUGAUGCAGUUUCAUUUUUUAACUUUUUUGUUAAAAUGCUGCUUGGGUGUGCAUGGAAAUAUUUUAAAAAGAAUAAGGGUUCAGUGGAUUUGUUCUUUUUGUUCCACAGGUGCCAUGUAGUUACUUUUUAAGGUGAAAUAUAUUUCUGUGUGAUACCUGUUAAAUCUGCUUUUUUGUUUCUACAUUUGGACUUUUUCUGCAGAUGGAAUUUUUCUACCUGCAUUAUGUGUUGUGGGUGCUUAGCAGUACUUUAGCAGGAUCAGCUCCCCCAUUCAUUAACAUAAACAAGUAUUGAAAUAUUUGCAAUAGACAUGUUAAAAGCUAAGUUGGAAUUUUUAUAUUGUGGAAGUGACUUCUGAAAAGGAGAUUUGCCUUUUAGGAGGGAAAAACAAUUAAGAAGAGCAGCGGGUUUUCUGGGAAAGGAUUCAAGUUUGAUGAAACUGAGGAGGCUUUGGCUAAUGAGCGGAAGAAAUUACAAAAAGCUGCACUUGGCUUGCAAGAUUCAGAUGAUGAAGAUACGGCAGUUUCAGUAAGUAUUUAAAUUUACUUUUUAGUAUAGCAUUCUCUUCAUAUAUACACAUAGUAACUACAGAAUUGUGACUCACUUUUUCUGCUUCUGUUCUGAUUGAUUUCACAAAAACAUGGUUGCUUGUUAGCUGAAUUUCCUUUUUAUAUACAAUUAAAAGGAUUUUUUGCAUUCCAAUGCUUCAUACUCUUUACAUUAAAUGGAAACUGAAUAUUGGAUGGCAUCCAACCUUGCACAAGUGGACAUCCCCUUGUGCAGCAGGAGUUUCCUGUCUUCACCUUUUGUAGGCCCCUGGGAGCUCCCAGGCGUCACUCCAAAAGAUUGUCAGAUCCGCUGGAUCAGAUUUGGGGACAUGUAGGGGCUUCAGGGUUGAGGAAAUGAAGGGAAGUCAUAUUACACAAGUGAAGUCCCUUGCAGAGUUGGGCAGACAUCACUGGAUCUUACCCGCUGUUUAUAACAAAGAACCUUGUGAGACCUUGAAGACAAACAGAUUUAUUAUACAUAAACUUUUGGGGGCUAAAGUCCAGUCCACUUCAUCAGAUGCAUUUGAUGGAGUAGAUUUCGGUCCACGAUAGCUGUAUGUAAUAAGAAAUUUGUUACACUUCAAGGAGUCACAAGGUUCCUCGUUGUUUUAUUCUGCAAUGAACUAAUUUAUCUACCUUUCUGGAAACUGCUUAUAAUGAAGGUCAGGCAUGGUUUUAAAGUUUUGAGGAUUUUUCUAUUGCCUUUCACUCAAAAUGAGACUGUCAGCACCCCAGGAUGAAUUAUUUCAGAGACUGAUUCUUGCUUUUAUUCAUAUAAUAGGUGGAAUUUGGCGUUGCACACGUCAGAUGGAACAAUCCUGCCUCCACUGUGUGCUUUUCCGGGGAGUUCUGACCUCCCCCAGAGCCAAUUGUGGGGGUCACACAGGGGGAGGAGAUGGGAGAAGCCCCAUUACACAAGGAAAAGCCCUUGCACUGGGCUUCCAUUGACGGAGUUGACCAUAAUUUCUGAAAACUUGAAAUUACAUUGUUUUUUCUUUUUCAAUAGAUUGACGAGCAGAUUGAAAGUAUGUUCAAUUCAAAGAAAAGAGUAAAGGACAUGGCAUCAUCUGGCGGGACAUCUAACGUUCCUGCCCCAACAGCAGGAAAUGCAGAAAAGUUAGAAAUUGCUAAGAGAUUGGCAUUGAGAAUCAAUGCACAGAAGAAUCUUGGAGCCGAGGCACAAGUAUUGGUCUCUUUUCAAUUUAAGGUCACCCUCCUUUACAAAGCAAACAUUUAUAAACUUUUAUUGAAUAUGUUAUAUGUUGCCGACUGCAUCCAGUAGAAUUCUCAUUAUCUGGACAACCCUAAGAGACACACACAUUUACACUGGGGUAAAAAAUGGUGUAGACAUUGUUUACAGAGUUCUGUGUUAAAAAAUACUCAGUUUUGACAAAACCAUACAGUCCAAGUUAAGUACUAUUGAAAAAGGAGUAAAAAAAUUCACAUUCCCUUUUAAUGCCUUUCUGUGGUUCUAUAUAUGUAACUAUCCCAGAAGUGAGGAGUGAAGUAUUUAUUUUGAAUAACCACUACAGCAGGGAUGAAGAACCAGAUGUUGCUGGGCAGUCUAGGAAUUUGAUGGCCUGGUUAGCAGAGCAGAGGGGCACAGGGCAUGAAAAGGAAUUCAUAUAUGGGAGGUCCAGAUAGCCAAAAGUUCCACUGCAUAUAUGUUGGCAAUAUUUGAAGUGUUUUUGAUGUGACUGUUGAUGCAGAAAUUCAAAGUAUUAAUGCCAAUAACUGGGCCAACUAUGAAAGUUAUAAAUACCUUAAUAAUUUUUCAAGGUCCCUAAAAAAAGUCAUUAACCAUAUUUGACAUGCAAAUAUGCCUUUUUAACAAAAGUUCUUUGUAGAAUGGUAUUUCUGCAUGAACAGUUUUUUUGUGGUUGGCUGUUAGCAUGCUCAGUAUCAGUGAUUACCAAAUAAGAAUUUUCUCAUUUUUGUCAAUAAUUCUCUUUUUUUUUUUAUAAACGCUUCAGUCCCAGUUUGGGAUAGAUAGCAAAAAAAAAAAAAAGGUGCCUAAAUAGUCCCAAAGGACAUUAAAUAAAACUAAGUAAUAUGUUUGUUUACCAAAAAACAAGGGAAAUAGAAAAGGGAAAAGAAAAGAUAAGAAAAAAGUGCACCAGUACUAUAAAUAUGUAUGUACUAAUGCUAAACAGGCCCAACUUACUUCAGCCAUAAAGUUAAUAUCUGAAAAUAUAAGGGUCUGGUGACUUCUGUUUCAGUGUAUCUGAAGAAGUGUUCAUGCACACGUAAGCUCAUACCAAUAACAAACUUAGUUGGUCUCUUAAGGUUCUACUGGAAGGAAUUUUUUAAUCUGAAAAUGGGUUACUGUUCAUAUACUUUUUGUUCUGCAUGAGCCACUUCCUAGGUGAGCAGUAUUUUGCCCACUAUUUGUGUGCAAUGUGGAGAACAUGCCAGAAUCAUGAGUUAAUGCAAAGUUGCCGGAAAACCUUAAACAGGAUCUCUUUUCUCUGCAACAAUUCACAACUCUCGUUUCUUCCUCUGUAGGUAUUUUGGCACUUAUUUUUUGGGUCUGAGCUAUCUUCUCCUCUGACUUACUCUAACCGGUCAAGGAACAUAGAGGGAAUCAUACGAUAAUGGCCAGUGUUGGCCAUCAGGGAGGGGAGUAGGACACAUGCCUUGGUUGCUGAGGCAGCUGGGCGGACGCUCCCUGCCUUGCUGUGCGGCAGUGAAACUGCCACAGUGCAGUAAAAUCGGGAGCAUUCCCAUCGCUGAAGCACCUCAGUCACUUUUUCCUAUCUUGGCAUGCUGAGGUAAUUUCACUGCAUGGAAAGAGAGUGUGUUGGCUCAGUUGUCUUGGUAACAGGAGGCAUUAAAAUGCUACAGAAUUUAUUUGCUGCUCUUUCAGCACAGACUCUCAGAGCAACUAACAGUCAUAACAUAAAACUAAACAGUAAAAAUUUAGUUACAAUCAUAAAUAAAUAAAUGCAGCAUAGCAGUAAAACCAUAUGAAAAGCCUCCUGUCACAGCAAAAAAAAAAGAGCAACCAGUUAUAGCAGCUAGUUGAAUGAUCAGUGACUGGUUGAGAUCAUUCAGAGAAUAAAUAGCAUGCCAGUCAGAUUAUCACUAGCAGGUAAAAGACAUCACCAUACUAAUUUUAUAUUACUUUUGGGUGUAAUCUAUUCAAUUCUAUUGGUCCUUGGAUUUUAUGUUUGGGGUGAGUUCAUUUUGCUAAGAAGCGGAGGGUUUUUCUCAUAGAAGGUAUUUCAUGGUACAGUGGUACCUCAGGUUACAGACGCUUCAGGUUACAGACUCCGCUAACCCAGAAAUAGUACCUUGGGUUAAGAACUUUGCUUCAGGAUGAGAACAGAAAUUGCGCACCGGCGGCAGCGGGAGGCCCCAUUAGCUAAAGUGGUACUUCAGGUUAAGAACAGUUUCAGGUUAAGAAUGGACCUCCAGAAUGAAUUAAGUUCUUAACCCAAGAUACCACUGUACUAGGAUAAAACUCCAUUCAAAACUUAGGCCAGAAUCCAAAGAUGCAUGCAACUACUUGCAUGCAGAAAAUGCAGGUGUGGAUUUCUGGAACAGCAGUGUUUGGAACAGAGGAUUUACAAAUACAGUUUUUUGCCUAGCAUUGUUUUCUUUUGUAUAACAAAAGCAUCCUGAAACCCUUGGGCUUUUUGGAUCCCUACCACUUGGUUGCUUGUAUAGAGUUGCAACCUAGGAAAGGGAGUCAUGACUUGGGGGCAGCUGUUUUGAGAAAGUGCUUAAUCCUGUUCCAGAUUCUUUUCCUCUUAUUAUAAGCUCAUUCUGCAAACAAGCCAACACAAUACAGUUUAGGCCAUGUUUAUAGACAUACCUGUAUGUAAACCCGUGCAAAAUUGGACAACAGCCUUCUAACGCUUUUCAGCAUUUUCAUUUAAAAGCAUAAUUGGUAGCAAAAUGCUGUUUUAGUUCUGUUAGGCCAAACUUGAUGUGAUGGGGCAGCCAUAUUUAUUUAGGAAUAUGUCUCACUUUCAUGCCUUAAUUGGGCAGACAUAAAAAAUAGUACAUGGAUGAGGGAAGCUAGGCCAUCCCUUCCUUUGCCUUGUGCUCCAUUGGUUCAAAACACUCCCAGCCAACUCUAAUAUCUGAAGUGGGGAGAAAAAUGCUUGCAGCAGAGGAAGCCAGCCGCGUCAGGCAAAGGAAAGAAUAGCUCUCCUCACUGGCAUAUACUCCUAGGUGCAAAAAAUAAAAUAAAAUAAAAAUUCAAAAAGGACAGAUGUUCCGCUUCAUACUUGAAUGCAUGUAGCUGCUCCAGUCACUUAUAAUUUGGCCCAUAGCUGACCUGCCCAGUUGAUAAUGUAUUGAUGAGUUUAAGUCUGUAAUGAGAGCAGCUCCACUGUUAAAAUUUCAGGGUCUAACGAUACAUGAACAAGAUCACUCUUGGAAAAUACACUGUGUUGUUUAUUAUCUAAAUAAAAGAUAUAUCCAGUAUUGCAGAUCUGUAGAUUGUCACAGCAGUGGCCCUAGCCUGCAUUAUUUAUUCUGGCAGUUCCUUCCAAAACCUGGGCACGUCACAUCUGCUGUAACCUGGAUUAUAGCUAGUGCAUUUCUGACUACACUGUGUUUGAUUUCAGGCUUAACUUUGAACACCAAGGUUCUGCUCAUAAUUGUAUCAAUUUUUUAUGUGAGGUGUGCUGUGCUUUUAUAUAUAGUUGCUACUAGAAUGCAAAGACCAUCUGAAGGCCCGUUUUUAUGAUUAAAAAUAGCAGUUUAUGCCACUUUAAAAAUUAAGAAAUUUAUUAUGGCAUAAACCUUUAUGGUUCAUCAUCCAUGAAAGCUUAUUCAAUAAUAAACUGGUUAGCCUUUAAGGUACCACAAGCAUUUUUGUUUCCAGUCUUUUUAACUGCUUUUGCUGCAACAGGCUGGCAUGGCUACCCAUCUGGGAAUUUAUAUGAUUAGUUAUCCUGGGAUAAUAUUGUCUUUGUUUCAGUUCAACGUUUGUUUUGUUUGUACAUCCAAGGGGGCCUGGGAUUAGUCAGUCUCAUUUGUGCAGGUUUAGAAUAUAUAUGCACAGGUGGUUAUGAAACAACAUUCAUAUGCUGAUAAAAUUCUUGUACUACCUCAUGCUGUGGUAUGUUUCUGAAAUUUGUUUUGUUUUGUUUUAUUUAAAAAAUACCUUAUUACAGGAUGUGAUGCAGCAAGCUACAAAUGCUAUCCUGAGGGGUGGCACCAUUCAGGCUCCAACCGUAUCUGCAAAGACCAUUGCCGAACAACUGGCUGAGAAGAUCAAUGCCAAGCUGAAUUACGUGCCCAUAGAGAAACAAGAGGAGGAAAAACAGGAAGGCGGACAAAAUGAAUCUUUUAAAAGAUAUGAGGAAGAACUGGAGAUCAAUGAUUUCCCACAGGCAAGAUUUUGUGGUGGUGGAUUCUUCAUAUUGCAAUGGUGGUUGGAUAGCUCAGGGCUCUAGCUGGGAAUCUAGUAGACAGUUUCUUGCUAGCAUAGGUUCUUAAUUGCCAUAUCCAUCCUUAAUAUUAUCAACUGUUUAACAGCUGCUGUGCAACUAUGGACUUUCUCACUAAGCAGCAUUUGUGGUUUAAUGAAGGAUUGAAACUUUCACACUGAAAAGGAUAUUCUUCCACGUAAUAAGAUUUCCUUACUUUUUGUUUUCUGACCAAUAUAUUUUUUGUUGUCUUGAAAAUUACUUUAAAAAUAUGUCAACUAUAUUCACACUUAAUAAUCCAUUGACAUUCUGCCAAAUAAUUUUUCUUUGCAACUCAUAAAGGCACUUCAGAAACUCACUGCAGAGACUUCAUUCAUGAACAAAACUACACUUCCACCAGGGCUGUUUUAUAAUAAUAUAUAUAAUGAUUAUCUGAGGACAGCUUGCGCAUAUAUAUAUAUAGCUGUCUUCUGAUAAUGUUUUAUAUAGACUAUUUCUGAUACAUUAAGUGUUUAGCUUUUUAAAAUUGUCCUACGUAGUAAUGAAAGAAAAGAACUAUUAAAUGGCGCUUAAUAUACUUUUUAUAAAAUUUUACUUAUAUAUAUUUUUUAAUUCUAAAUAUCAAAGCAUUAAUCACUUACACUGUGUCCCCAUUUCUGGUUUCCGGUCAUUCUGUUAUGCUACUUACUGUGCAGUCCCUUUGUUUAGAAUUCCACUUAGGCUUUUUAGAUUUAAUACUUAGCAUCUUUUACUUUUCUUUGCUUCUUUUGUUUUACAGACUGCCAGGUGGAAAGUAACAUCAAAGGAAGCUCUGCACAGAAUAAGUGAAUAUUCUGAAGCUGCCAUUACAAUCAGAGGAACAUACUUUCCUCCAGGCAAAGAGCCCAAGGAAGGAGAACGAAAAAUUUACUUGGCCAUUGAGAGUGAGUAUUGCUAAUCAUUUCCACUAAAACAAUAUAUUUAGUACAGUCUAACAAUUGUUAUGGGAAAACUCCCAUUACAGCUGUCUGGUGAAUGUAAAAUGAAUGCCACAUAGGGCAUGUUUUUAGCAAGCAUUGCAGCUAACUAGGCUAGAAAGUCAAGUGAAUUGUGUUCUUGUGAAAAGAUGCCCAGACACAUCUAUUGUUGCUUUCUUAAAGGGCAAAGAAAGGAAUUCUGCCUUGUUCUAGAAAAGUUGGCACAUCAGGUGAUAUGUGCCCCUAUUCUCAGUGAGGUGGAAGAAGUGCUUGACACAAAUAUUGGCUGUAGUGAUUAACCACAUAGUCAAUUUGACACAAGCCAGUAUUCAGGAGGGUACAUCUGCAACAAGGUGUGGAAAACCUGCAAUAUUGAGUAGUUUCAGGAGUCAACAUGGUCUGACAUUUCCCUGUGUGCCCACACCAGCAGAGGGCUCACUGUUGACCAGAGUGUCCAAAAUUGCUGACAAGAAGAAAUUAAAGGAGCAAGUUGAACAAUAGUAGCUUUUACAUUUUUAAAUACUGCCAUCUGGACUUCCCAUUGGUUCACCUGGAGAUGAAGGACAAUGGAUGUGUGUUCCGGUUACAGUGGUUACUGUGAAGGUGCAUGGAGUUCAAACAAGCUGUCAGCUCAUUACAAGCCACCUUUCCCAUCAACCAGCCAGCGACUUGACCCUCUAAAGAUAUUUGCGAUGAUUUGUCAAAAGCAAGGGGAAGUGCAGGGCUUCUGGUGGUGGCAUUUUUAAGCUGGAGCAAAACAAGUACCCAGACUUGACCAGGGUAACACACCAGAGUAGAUUCAGGUUUGUCCUCCCCAACCGGAAAUGCCCAUACAGUAGCAGGAUGAAAUGUCAGUGGUAGAUAGGGCCUGUUCCCUGUCUUUCUCUCAACUGAAGGGGGUGAGCACACUCCACUGCAUUGUUCUAGUUCUAAGACCAACACCAGACACUCCUGGCAGCCUCAAUUAUUGGAGCAGGAAUCUUCCAUAUUGUUAGAUGUUUCCAUGUGAUGGGGAGGGGAGCCACGUUAGGGCAAGCUCCAAGAACUUACAAGCUCUAAGGCGUAUACAAAUUUGUAUCACAUCUUGCAUGUACAGGUCAUCUCAGCAAAUGGGGCUCUUGGGAUGCAGCAGGUAAUUGCCUCUGCACAUCAGCCACCAUUUUACUUUUGGCUCCAGCUAGGAGGAUGGUAAGGGACACGGGUGGCGCUGUGGUCUGAACCACUGAGCCUUGGGCUUGCCAAUCAGAAGGUUGGCAGUUUGAAUCCCUGCAACGGAGUGAGCUCCCGUUGCUCGGUCCCAGCUCCUGCCAAUCUAGCAGUUCAAAAGCACGUCAAAGUGCAAGUAGAUAAAUAGGUACCGCUCUGGUGGGAAGGUAAACGGCGUUUCCAUGCAUUGCUCUGGUUUCACCAGAAGUGGCUUAGUCAUGCUGGCCACAUGACCCGGAAAAACUGUCUGUGGACAAAUGUUAGCUCCCUCAGCCAGUAAAGCGAGAUGAGCGCCGCAACCCCAGAGUUGUUCGCAACUGGACUUAACUGUCAGGGGUCCUUUACCUUUUUGGUUUUUUUAGGAGGAUGGUAAAAAAGAUUCUACAACCCUCUUUUCCUACCUCUUAUCUAACCACCAUCAGCCAUAGCCAUAAGACACUGCCAGUGUAACUUCAGGAUGUUGAAUUCUUAGUUACAGGAACAUCUCACUCUUUUCUUUGGGGGCAUUUGCAGCCCAUCAUCGAGAAGGCCUCCUUUCAGAUCACCACCCACGGUGUCUCUGCUGGGAGCAGAGACUGGAGCACGGUUUCCUUUAUUUAAUCAAAGUGUGCAGGCAGUUUCAUAUGGGAAGCCACUGUUUUAGACCUAAACUAUUUUAAUGGCUUUUAAAUUUGGUGUAAUGUCAUAGAAAGAGAGAAUUGCAUCACUCCUGCAUAGCUAUUCAGACAUACAAAACUCACUAAAUAUGUAACCCUGGCAAGCACAUUCCCAUACGUAUAUCCUUGUUAUUAAUUUUGGUGGGAACUCCAUGCAAGCCCCAUGGAUUUAAGGCGACAUGAGGGUGCUUGUUCCAUUGUUCACUAAUUUCUUCUUGCUGUUUUUGCUGAAUUUCUUGGUAAUGUGAAUAUGUAUGUGUAUAACAUUAUGAAACUUAAUUUAGGUUUAAUGUCACAAUAUACGAAUUAUUGGAUUACUGAAGCACUUUCAUGGCUACCAACACAAUGUGAUUCUUCUGUUUGCUUGCUUCAUCCUUGAUGAUUUAAUUUUUGUUUACUUUCUGCUUUCAGGUGCCAAUGAAUUGGCUGUGCAGAAAGCAAAGGCAGAAAUCACCAGGCUUAUCAAAGAAGAGCUUAUCAGACUGGUAGGUGAAAUAGUCAUAAUUUUUGUCUGAAAUUCCAGGUAUUUCAUAGCAGUUAUCAGCGGUGGGGAGCAGCUCACCCGCGCGCUUAAUUAGGCCUUUCAGGCUUCCCCUUUUGACAUGUGGCAUGAGUUUGGUCUAAACCAUGCCCACCCGUCCAACACCUGACAUCGUGUGACAGCAGGUGAGGGGCAGGUGAAUCCACAUGGCUAAAAUGUAAAGGAAUAAAUAGGAGACCAGCCACUGAUAGAAUUUGGCACUUUGGUAUCUUUUUCUGUUGCCCUGCCAAAUUAAAAAAAGCACCAGAUUAAAGGAAGAAUGCAUUUCUUCUUUUGCAGCAACAACUUGAAUUCUGGGGUUUUCCUUUUGAUCUUAGAAGUGUAUUAAGCUAGAGCUGCAAAGGAAAAAUCAGGAGCACGCUUAGAGAUUCAAAGGAAAAUCACCUCAUGUCAUAUGGCAGGUGGGCAGCCCCACCCAUGUGUAGAAACUGCUCAAGGAGCAUGAAGGAAUUCUGGAUUAGCCAGAUGCAGUUUGCCACUUGUGCUAUAAUUCCGCAAUACUAUCUGGACAGAUUAAUCCUACGAAGUUCAUGGAGGGCGGGGGAGACUCAGGGGUGAAGUAGCCUCCAUUUCCAAAAGCCCUACCAGGUUUAUGCCAGACAGGGCAAAAUAUAGUUGUGUGGGUGGCUUCUUACCUAAUCCUCUCCCUUUUUUCCUCACCGAUUCCUUUGUUUGAAAAACCCUCUCAUUGUUUCCAGUGGGAGGGGAAAUAACCUAUACCAGCUCCAGAACUGGUAUAGUUACUCCUGCGUUCUCAAGGCAUUUCUGGGAAAUGGAGGAGCUUUGGAUCCAGGAGAGCCAGUGCCUCCCCCAAUCUGCCCUGACAUGCUCCUGUAAUGACUCGCUUUGUUUUACUGCCUUCUGAGCAGAGGACCAAUAAGCUGUGGCAGCAGGGCUUUGUGCUGCCAAACCAGUGAGGCCUCUGAGCAUGGUCCUCCCUUUCUAGUCAUGGAGAGGAAGGUUCAAGUUAUUCAGCAGCCUCCCAGGCGCCCUCCACAGAAGCAUAGGAUUGCUCCCUUAAGCUAUUUAUACUUAAUACCUCAAAUCCAGAAGUACUGGACCAGUCAGCCCCCCUGUGUUCUUGCUAGUCUGUUAGAGCAACAGAUACAGAAUACUGUGAGGAUUUUGCUAUUAGAGACAUCUCUCCAAGAGGUUAGCAAACAUAUCCUUGUACAUUAAAAAAAUUAAGAGGGUUGCAUAUGUGCUUCUUUGGAAACAUCUCUUACCUUUCCAUAGAAGACAACUGAUUUAUUUCCUUUUGUAAAUUGAAGCUUUCUUUUUUUCAAAACCAAUGUUAAUAAUUUUCUGCUCUGUAUCAUGUUUCUUUUGGAUUCGGAUUUGGGAUUCUUUGUUUAUUCCAUGGUGAGCUGACUUCAGACACUUAAACUCACAAUCAAAUGCUUUAUUGAGCUUUCCAUUAUGUGUUUCCUUGCCCUUAGACACUCUUGUUUUGCUACACUGUAAUAUACUUUUGUUACUGUUUUUAUAGUUGAGUUGGCUUAGAAAGUAUGCUAACUAUAUGUCUGAUUAAUCGUAUCCUGCUUUCUUCUCUUACAGCAAAAUUCAUACCAACCAACCAACAAAGGAAGAUACAAAGUUUUAUAAAUAUUUGGAGUAAAUAUGUCUGCCAGUUUUCAUUUGUGAAACUUGUCAUUUCUGUUUAUCUUUGCUAUUUACACUGCUUAUUGUAAAUUACAUUUUUUAAUGUAGUCAUGCUGGAUUUUUUUAAAGAUCAAAAUUACUUUUGUCAGGGGGUCCUUUUCUGCGCAGAUUACAACAGUUUCAGGAGGGCAUAAUUAAAGGGUUUUUUUAAAAAAUUGUGUGCUUCUAUGUAUACGGAAUAAAAUCAGUUACAACUUUUCUGGACAACUAGUAUAAGCUCAGCUUGAAAAAUCUUAAACAGGGGGUGAUAGUUGUACUUCAACAAAGGUUGAAGUUUCCCACUCGCAUAGAAAAAACCUUCCUUGCCCAUCUUCCUCCCAUUCCGAGUUAGACCAGUGAGAGGCAUAUGAACUUCUAGAACCAUAUAAAUGGCCUGGAAAUCGUGAGUACUUAAACUCUUAAUGGACUUUGAUGCAUAAGGAUAACAAAAGUAGUGUCUGUAUAUUUUCCUGCAAAAUGAGAAAUUUGGAAGAUUUAAUAAGUUUUCUAUACAUGUCUGGUUUUAGGAAUUAGCAAAAAAAGUUUUUUUAAAAAUUGAACUUAUUAUUUAAUGAGAGAAAUCGUACUUCCAUUACAUGAGAAAUCUUUUUCCAUAAGGGAAGUACAGAAUUAGUCAAGCUUAUUGUGAAUGUGUGUGUAUAUAUAUUCUUUAAUUAUUUCCCCCCAUUUUUCUGUGUCGGCAUAUGAGAAAAUAGUUUGUCAGUCGCCUCCAAUGUUGGUGGCUAUUGUAUCAGAAUAUGGUAGCCUACUUGAGACAGUCUCUGACCUGUAGACACUUAACUGAGAACUUAGUCUAACUCUCCCUGGUUCCGAAGCUAUUCCAUUUUCCACUUCUUAUCACAUUAACAUUUAUGAGAGAACUUUUCUCAAAUUCUUCUAAUUUUGCCUUUAUUAUUGCAUCACUGGUGGUAUCUGUGUAAACAAUGGCAGUAAUAAUUGGGAGCUGAAAAUUUGUCCAGUUUUGAAAUGUCUGUCUUGUAGAAGGGUGUGAUGCUAUGGGGCAAAAUCUAAUUUUAAUAUGUAAAAUGUACAUUGAUCUAAAUAAAUCAGGCUCUAAAUUUAAUAAACUGGAACACCAAAACAAGCUCAUGUGUUUUUCAAAGCAUGAAUUGCCUUUAACUGUGUUGGACUUCCCAAAAUAUUUUGCCAGAUCAAUGACAUGUGUUGUGCUGAUUUUAUGUUUCACUUUUCAACAGCUUUGACUUGCCAUGUGGUAGGACUGUAGCUGUUUUGUUUUUAAAAGAAAAUCUAAAACACUUUCACUGGGCUGUAAGAAUUCAUGGGAAGGUGAGGAGAUUAGCAGGAGCAUGAUUGUGCUGUUAAAUACUUUGCGACGGGAACUACUUUGAGAAGCCAUGAUAUUGGAAACAUUUCAUUUGAGAAGAUAGUUAAUUCUUUCUUUACCUGUAAUUUUCAGUUUUAGAAUGAAUACAAGGUCUUUGUAAAGAACAAUUUCAUUAUAUGUGUGUUUUCUAACUUCCUCAUAAAAUAAAAUAAAACGUCAUUGUGUAUUCCUUUUCUGAAAA